AUGCGCGUUGCAGAUCGUGUAGUGUCGUAAAGCAUAUAAUGUGCAAAUCGGACGCGGAACGCAAGACCAGGGUCAGGACACAGAUCAGGACAAUAACAGGGUCAGGACACAGAUCAGGACAAUAACAGGGUCAGGACACAGAUCAGGACAAUAACAGGGUCAGGACACAGAUCAGGACAAUAACAGGGUCAGGACACAGUCAUGGUCAGUCGCGACAGGGUGACACACUUACUGAGGCAGUUGGCCGCUCAGGCUUACACAUAACUUUAUUUAGAGGUCAGAGCAUUUUGUCUGACAGUGGAUCCUUUGUUAAAAUCCCAUGGGAUGCUUAUUAACAGGUGCAGAUGUCCUGCUCACUCCACACAUCCUGUCCACAUCUGUCAGUCAGAUGCUGGUCAGGUCAAUGGGAGAAAAACUGACUAUGCUUUUGAGAUGGCGUGCUCAAAUGUGAGAUAUGGAAAGGGUGUGACCAGAGAAAUUGGCAUGGACUUGCAGAAUUUGGGUGCACAAAAUGUUUGUUUGAUGACAGACAGGAACUUGUUCAGUUUGCCUCCAGUAACAGCAGUGCUGGACUCUCUAGCCAGACAUGGCGUGAAGUACGAAUGCUAUGACAAUGUGAGGGUGGAACCUACGGAUUCUAGUUUUAAAGCAGCAAUUGAGUUUGUGAAGAAAAGAAAUUUUGAUGCGUAUGUAGCUGUGGGUGGUGGCUCUGUGAUUGACACCUGUAAAGCUGCCAAUCUUUAUGCAUGUCACCCGGAGGCUGACUUUCUGGAUUUCGUCAAUGCACCAGUUGGCAAAGGAAAACCAAUAACACGAUCACUGAAGCCUCUUAUUGCAGUUCCCACUACAGCAGGUACAGGGAGCGAGACCACAGGAGUAGCAGUAUUUGAUUUUGAAGAACUUAAGGCCAAAACAGGCAUAGCAUGUCGAUCACUGAAGCCUACUUUAGCGAUGGUGGAUCCACUACACACACUGCACAUGCCGGACAGAGUGGCUGCUAACAGUGGCUUUGAUGUACUUUGCCAUGCUUUGGAAUCCUACACUGCUUUGCCAUAUAACAUGAGGAGUCCAUGUCCCACCAACCCCAUCAACCGUCCCGCUUAUCAGGGCAGCAACCCAAUCAGCGAUGUCUGGGCAAGACACGCACUCUGUAUAGUAGCCAAGUACUUAAAAAGGGCGGUGCGUAAUCCAGAUGAUGUAGAGGCACGCUCCAGCAUGCACCUGGCAAGUGUGUUUGCUGGGAUCGGCUUUGGGAAUGCAGGAGUUCAUUUAUGUCAUGGAAUGUCAUAUCCUAUUUCUGGGAACAUCAAAACCCAUAGAGCUAGAGGAUACAACGUGGACCAUCCAUUAGUGCCUCAUGGCCUCUCUGUUGUUCUCACAUCUCCUGCUGUGUUUGCCUUCACUGCCUGCAUGUGCCCAGAGCGCCACCUAGAUGCAGCAGAGAUACUGGGUGCUGAUGUAAGGAAUGUGAAGACAGAAGAUGCUGGACUGGUGUUGGCAGACAUUCUGAGGAACAUUCUGUAUGACCUGGAUGUGGAAGAUGGCUUGUCUGAAAUUGGCUACAAUAAAGAGGACAUUCCUGAUUUGGUGAAGGGAACUAUUCCACAGGAGCGUGUAACUAAACUCUCACCAAGACGUCACACUGAAGAGGAUCUGACUCGUUUGUUUGAAGCAUCCAUAAAACUGUACUAAACUUGCAGUCAUUUGAAAUCUGCCAUAUUCAUGUACAAAGGACAAACUAAAUGUAAUCCUAAUGAGUUGUGAGUGCAAAGUUCACCAUGAUUUAUCUAGUAAAAGAAAUGUAGUCAGUAAUAUAGUAUUUCUGCAGUGAGACUGUAACUUUAUUUUGUUGUUAGACCAAAAAUUUAUUGCACAUGCAAACUGCAAAUUCUUCAGCUGUGUGGGAACUUCAGAUUAAACAGAAGAAACGAA
Molecule: messenger RNA, 1932 nt
Organism: Tachysurus fulvidraco (yellow catfish)
Lineage: Eukaryota; Metazoa; Chordata; Actinopteri; Siluriformes; Bagridae
Gene: adhfe1
Product: alcohol dehydrogenase iron containing 1
Exons: 14
Coding region: 325-1692 (455 amino acids)
Cellular component (GO): mitochondrion
Molecular function (GO): alcohol dehydrogenase (NAD+) activity; metal ion binding
Source: RefSeq, a predicted model, not a curated record